AUGUCUACGAUACCGCUCAAGAGCCGUUCAAAUCCAUAUGAGGGGGAGCAUCCCUAUUCAAGCCUCCGGAUAGACCACUCUCUCUCUCCUCCAACCCCCGGUUCAGCCCCAAGUCUCACGAAACCCACCGCCACCCACCAUCCAUCUACAGAACCAUUCCCAAGUUGGCCCCACGCAACUCCUCGGCCUGGUGACCCCCAUGCCACUAAGACUGACGCUGAAGCCCCGGGCCCGAGCCCAAGCCAGAUAACUUACUUCUUCUGGGUAUUCCUGGUAGUGGUAAUCCUAGUGGUUGGCUGGCUCCAAUACAAACACAUCAUGGAUGCCAAGAACAACGAGAGACAUCCAACUCAUGGGGGCCUUCGGCCACGUGUAUCAAUGCUCGCAUCACAAGAGAAUCGGCAGCAGCAUUUGGGGAGCCGGGAAGACAUCCGAGGGGGGCCGGUGAGCCGCGCUCUUAGGAAUGCCACAGAGAGGAUCGGCCGGAGAAGGAGUGGACAAGAAGGAAGAAGGGGGAUUGAUAUAAAUGAGGAGCUGGAGGGGCUUGAACUGGAGACGCUCUGGCGUAGCUCGGGAGAUGAGAUGCCGCGGGGUCCGAGGCGUUUAUCACCCAUUGCCGAAGUUUCAGAAGCAUUUUUAUCAGAUAACCCUUCUGAUGCUGACGAUGAGGGGGGGACGGAUCUUUGA
This is a messenger RNA of Tuber aestivum (summer truffle), 687 nucleotides long. The record is from the annotation of a GenBank genome assembly. Lineage: Eukaryota; Fungi; Ascomycota; Pezizomycetes; Pezizales; Tuberaceae.